GCCAUCGCGCAGUCACAAGCUUCCGUAGAGAGGAGCUGCAGCAGGUGAAGAUGACGAAGAGUAAGGCUGAUGAGGAAGAAUACUGGAACAGCUCCAAGUUCAAAGCGUUCACCUUUGAUGAUGAAGACGAUGAGUUAAUCAGGUUAAAAGAGUCGAGGCAGGCAGUGAACAGUAUUCGGCCCCUGGUGGAUGAAGACGAUGACGAAGACGAUGUGGAGAAGGUCAGCUGGAGCGGAGAGCCAGUCGGCAGUAUCUCCUGGUCUGUCAAAGAAACAGCCGCAUCCAAUCAGAGGACAGACAGAGAGCCCGCCUUCCCCAAAAUCCCCACAGACACACCAUCACUCAGCAAGAGCCAAUCAGGAUACUCUCUAAGCUCUCUGUUCAAAGGAAAAACUAAAGGAGGAAACUUCCAGAGCUUCACGGACACGUUCAGCGAGUCGUCUGUCAGACUCUAUGCUCCUGAGCUCCGAAAACCCAAAUCUGAAUACAAGGAUUAUGUCAGUGAUUGGUCGCCUGAGGAGACAAUUCAAAGACUGCAGCAAGGAAAGACGGCACCUCUGGAGAAGUUCCGGUCUCUGCAGGACAAACUCCUGCUGCUGGAUUUUGCCGUCAGCGCUCACGAUGGAAACGUCAUCACUGCUGUUUUAAUUUAUUUAAAGAGGACUCUGAGUAAAGAGGUUUUGUUUCGGGAGCUUGAGUCCAGACAAACGGCUCUGAGACAUUUUAUCCACUACCUGACUGAGACCAAAGACCAGAGGCUGCUGCUGGAGCUGCUCAGAGCUCUGGGCAGGACGGAGGACGUGGCGCUCCUUCAGUAUAAAGAACAUCUGAGCAUUGCAGAUGAAAACAAGAGGCGGGACUUCCUGAAGAGCUGCCUCAGCCUUCCGUUUUCUGCAGAGGACUCUGCUCAUGUUCAGGACCACUACACGCUGCUGGAGAGACAGAUCAUCAUCGAGGCGACCGAUCGGCAGGCUGAGCGUGGAGGGAAGGUUGAAAUUUUCCAGAAGUUUCCCAGAAGAGCUUCAAUCCUCAACAUGCCGCUGAUCACAACACUGUACUACUGCUGCUUCUACCACUACACCGAGGCGGAGGGAACCUACAGCAGUCCGUUGAACAUCCGUCAGACUUUUAAGAUCUCGGAGAAACAGUACUUUGUGACGGCGUUGGCGGCAAGGGCGAAGCUGAAGGCGUGGUUGGACGUAGACGCUCUGUUCACCAGCAGGAACUGGCUCGGCUUCACCAGGAAGAAAUCUCCACUGAGCUUCCAUCGAGUUGUCGACAUCCUGCAGAAGAACUCCGCCCCCACACGGGUGCUGCAGGACUACGUUGGGCUUGUUGAAGACCCGGACACGAGGAUCAGUUUAGCUCAGAAACAUAAAUGUCACGACAUCGUCAUCAACACCUACCGGGACAUGAAGGACCGGCAGCUGUUGCUAGGAUACCGGGGGAAGGUGGGGCGAGGCUCGGCAGAGGAGAGGAAGAUCGACGAGCUGCUCAACAACCAGCAAAUCCGCUGGAAAAAUUGAGAACAGCAUGCAGUCUCAGAGACUUUUGUUUGGAGUUUUACCGCGUGAGAUGAGGCUGAGGACAACAGGAGAGUCCAGUCGGCUCACAUUUGCAUCCAUCUCUUUGGUUGCUGAGAGGAGCGCUUCAUGUGACUCCUCCCACAGAGCACAGGGUGGGCGGAGCUUAUUUUUCCACCGAGUCAUUGCCGUGGCUUCAUCGUCUUCUUGCUGAGUCAUCGCUUCGACAUUCCCAGAAUCAUCAGGAUACUGACCUCCGUCCAGGCAGCAGUAGUGGAAGCAUGCCUCCUUGGUGGAGGAAGGAAAGAGCCAUUCUACAGCUGGAUUUACAUUUCAAGUUUAUUGACGUUUUCUUCAAAACUACAACAUCUGACACAAGAAGGAAAAAACACGUUCUGAUGUCACACAUUCUCUGCUCCCUGCGUUUCAUUUAGUUUUAAAUUUGGCAUCAGGUUCCUAAAGUGACAGCGAUGGCCAUGUCCACGUUUUCAGUUGAGGAAUUUUCUGUGGCAAAAAAAAUGAUUAAAUAGCAUUAACUCUUUGAACUCUAAGCAGUUUCUGAGCAUUUUUUUUUUUUUACCUCCUGUCACAUUUUUACUCACUGUGGGCUCAUUUUUGACAGCAAUGUAAAGUCCUGCACCCCUAUGGAAACAGAAUAACCAUGACUAAAAUGAUGAGAACUCAAGCUGUUUUUUUUUUUUUUUGCAGGAUAACUGUUAUAAUACCACAUAUAAUAAAAAAUUGAAAGUUGGAA
Molecule: messenger RNA, 2277 nt
Organism: Acanthochromis polyacanthus (spiny chromis)
Lineage: Eukaryota; Metazoa; Chordata; Actinopteri; Pomacentridae
Gene: vipas39
Product: VPS33B interacting protein, apical-basolateral polarity regulator, spe-39 homolog
Exons: 19
Coding region: 51-1526 (491 amino acids)
Biological process (GO): intracellular protein transport; vacuolar transport
Cellular component (GO): cytoplasm
Source: RefSeq, a predicted model, not a curated record